Penicillium psychrosexuale is the source of this 930-nucleotide messenger RNA. RefSeq names its product SMP-30/gluconolactonase/LRE family protein. Gene Ontology annotation, biological process: L-ascorbic acid biosynthetic process. The transcript has 2 exons. The record is from RefSeq and is a predicted model, not a curated record. The coding region runs from base 1 to 930 and encodes 309 amino acids. Gene Ontology annotation, molecular function: calcium ion binding; gluconolactonase activity. NCBI's taxonomy places the organism in Eukaryota, Fungi, Ascomycota, Eurotiomycetes, Eurotiales, Aspergillaceae.
AUGGAGACCAUCAAGGCAUUCCUUGAGCCACACACUGAACUAGGCGAAAGUCCUCUAUUCAGGAAGUCCGAUAACACACUCCACUAUAUCGACGUGCUCGGCUAUGCGAUCCAUGUUCUUGACUUAUCGUGCAUACCGUAUUCAAGUAGGACGAUCAACCUCCCUGAGGCUGUUGCUUCCAUGAAUUUUUGCCGACAAGGCGGAUACAUCCUCUGCACCUUCAACUCACUUGCUAUGCUGGGAGAUGAUGGGAGCUGGACAGAAUUGGUGAAGGUCAUCAAAGGUGAUGAUAGAAAGACGACAAGGCUGAAUGAUAGUGCAGUGGAUUGUAUGGGGCGAUUGUGGUUCGGCUCUCUUGAUAUCUGGCUUGAUGGAUCUGAUGCAAAGCGUCCCGAAAUCCCACAAGGAUAUGUUCCGACCGGCGGCCUGUAUCGAUACGAUCCAGAUCAGACUCUCCACAUAAUCCAACAUGGAGGGGUAGUCUGUUCAAAUGGGAUAGGCUGGACAUCCGAUCACAAGGUCAUGUUCCACACCGAUUCAUUUCGUCAAAUAAUCUGGGCGUACGACUUCGAUUCGACUACUGCAGAGAUCAAAAAUCAACGAGUCCAUAUUGAUCGACGUGGGCAAACUGGCGAACCUGACGGUCUGAUUGUUGACGACGAUUGGAACGUUUUCACCUUCAUUUGGAAUGGAUCUGUUGUUGAAAAAUACAACCCCAGAGGCCAGUUCAUUCAAAAAUGGGAGUUGAACGCUUUCCGAGUCACACACGGAGCUUGGGUUGGCCAGGAUAUGAAUGAAAUCAUAGUCACCAGUGCUAGGAAUGACGGCCGAAAAGGGGACCCUUUGAAUGAAGGUGGGGGCUUGUUUUGGUUGAAGAACGUCACGGCCAGUCAAGGAAUGCCUAAGGGGAAGUUCGAUCUUUCAUUCUAA